UUUUGGUGUAAAUAUCUAUUUAUUUAGUAAAAGAAAAAUCCCUUCACCACAAUAGACAUUUUAAAAGACAUUUUUUUCACACACACACACACAAAGAAAAUUUAAUAUCGCAAUACAUAUUAACCCAAGGUUAAACGUAGACGGUCGCCAUUUUGAAAUUUUUUUUUCGAUCGCAAAUUAGUUACCACAUAAUUUUUUGAAAAUACAAAGUUUACAAAAAUGGUUUCAACACAUAUUAUUUCAAAUUACGAUGUACGAAAGGGCCGUGCUUUUUCAUUAUUCGACUGGAUUGGAAAAGUGAAAUGUAAGAAGAUGGAAAUGCGUCGCAAGCGACGUAGUCAAGAUUUACGUGUGGCGGCCAUUUUGACAACGGCCUUAAUAAGCGCUGAACGAGAAAUGCGUAUCAAACAACAGGAACGUGCAUUGAAAUGGGCCAAACUAAAUUUAGAAAUUAGUCAACAAAGUGAACCAAAAUCAGCCGAGGAAGAGGAAAAGCAUAAGCGAGAAGUUAGCGAAAUGUGGAAUAGUGAAUUGAGUGAAUUAGAUGAAUUUAUAAAUAGUUUGAGCCAAAUUAAAACAUCGAUAGUGCGAUAAAGAGAGAGAGGGAGAGAGAGAAAGAGAGGGAGAGGGAGAAGAAAAAACCAAUAACGUGAUACGCGCACACACAUAUAGGAAAUAUACAGAAAAUCAAAAGCAGUCGUCGGACAAAGAAAUCCUUCCUUUUAUCCACAACCUCACAUCAAACAAAUCCACAAAGAAAUGAUAGAGAAACGCAGAUUUCAUUUAGCCAAUUAGUUAAACAAAGAAAUGAAGAGAAAGAAAAUAGCUAUUUUUUGCCUUUUGUUCGAACAAGAUGAAAUUAAUUUCACAUUUAGGGUCUUGUUUUUGCAAACUUAUAGAAUUUCCGUAUAAUUCUAAAUUUCUUUUCGUUUAAAUUGUGAUAUGGCAAAUAUACUAUGCUAGAUUUUUCAU
Molecule: messenger RNA, 972 nt
Organism: Contarinia nasturtii (swede midge)
Lineage: Eukaryota; Metazoa; Arthropoda; Insecta; Diptera; Cecidomyiidae
Exons: 1
Coding region: 220-594 (124 amino acids)
Source: RefSeq, a predicted model, not a curated record